AUGGGGGUCGAAAGCACAAUGAAAUCUGUUGGGUCGGAGCUCGCGGCGGUGUUGCCUCAGGGCAAUGGCGCUUGGUUCAUGCAGCCCCAUCUACGGUCCCUCAACUACUUUCUUUUUUCCAUGAUCAUACUUUCCUCAGCAAACGGGUAUGAUGGUUCUCUAAUGAACGGAAUCCAGGCUCUUCCCCAGUGGAAUCGCUUUAUGAAUCAACCUUCCGGCUCCUGGCUCGGGUUUAUCAAUGCUGCCCAGAGUCUGGGCUCAAUCUGCUCUUUGCCCGUUAUAGCGUGGUCUGCCAAUAAGUUCGGACGAAAGAAAACUCUUUUCGUUGGCUACUUCUGGCUUUCUGUAGGGGCUGGGUUGCAGACAGGGGCGCGAAGUCCAACUAUGUUCCUCCUUGGACGACUCUCUGUCGGCGCAGUGACAACCUUCUUUUCGAUGCCCGCGGCGCUCCUUAUCACAGAAACGUCAUAUCCUACACAUCGAGGCAUUGCAACCUCUCUGUAUAACACAGGAUGGUAUAUCGGCUCGACCGUCGCAGCAUGGGCCACAUUUGCAUCACGCGACUAUGUUGGCAAUCAGGCUAAUUGGGCAUGGCGCAUUCCCUCGAUCCUUCAAUUGCUUAUUCCACUCUGUGCUCUCCCUGGACUUCUUAUGGCACCCGAAUCUCCUCGUUGGCUGACCGCCGUUGGUCGCCCGGAUGAGGCCCGUGCUAUUCUUACAAAGUACCAUGCCGGAGGCGACGCAGAUUCUCCACUAGUGACGUUCGAGAUGUCCGAGAUUUCCAGUGCGAUAGAGAGUGAGCGACUAAACCGGAAUUCCACAUCCUGGCUUGACCUUGUACGAACCAAGGGAAACAGGCACCGCUUUCUCAUUUCGGUUACGAUAGGCAUAUUCAGUCAAUGGAACGGCGUGGGUAUUGUCUCCUACUAUCUUGCACCAACUUUAGCCGCCGUUGGAAUCAACUCAGUCACUCAGCAAACCCUCAUAUCAGGCUUUCUGCAGAUCUGGAACUUGAUUUUUGCCGUGCUGGCAGCAUUCACAGUUGACCGACUGGGACGGCGACCAUUGUUUCUAAUUUCCUGCUUUGGCAUGUUGACAUGUUAUAUCGUCAUAUCUGGUCUCUCUGGGUCGUUCGAUAAAACCGGAGCGGCAAAUGUAGGUGUUGCUGUUGUCCCAUUUAUCUUCAUCUACUACGCAUUCUACGACGUCGCUUUCACGCCACUUCUGUAUGGCUACACUUGCGAAAUUUGGCCGUAUGAGCUUCGUGCGCGCGGUAUAGCGUCAAUGAAUAUCUCAACUCAAACCGCCCUCUUUUUCAACAUCUUUGUCAAUCCUAUUGCCCUUGAAGCCAUCGCUUGGAAAUACUAUCUUGUUUACGUUGGCCUAUUGGUGAUAAUUACAAGCACGAUCUAUCUAUUCUACCCAGAGACAAACGGUCACAGCCUGGAAGAGAUGGUGCAUGUUUUUGACGGCGAGGAUGCUGUACCCGCUCACUCGGUUUUCGGAUUUGCCGGGGAUGAAAAGACAGGCGCAGUUUUGCAGGGGAAAUGGUAUUGUUGA
Molecule: messenger RNA, 1560 nt
Organism: Penicillium manginii
Lineage: Eukaryota; Fungi; Ascomycota; Eurotiomycetes; Eurotiales; Aspergillaceae
Product: general substrate transporter
Exons: 4
Coding region: 1-1560 (519 amino acids)
Biological process (GO): carbohydrate transport; transmembrane transport
Cellular component (GO): membrane
Molecular function (GO): carbohydrate:proton symporter activity
Source: RefSeq, a predicted model, not a curated record